GCAUCUUUAUUGGAGUCAUCAGUUUUAUUUCUUCUUUAAGAAUUUUAUAAAAAAUUUAUUUAGUCUCAUUAUAAAAAUAUAUUUUUAUUACAAUGAAGUUUCUGUGGGCAUUUAUGAUUAUUGCUGCAUUAAUUGCUCUCAGUCAAGGACAAGGUUACGGUAGAGGAUACGGGAUGUAUGGGGGAAGAGGUAGAGGUGGCUAUGGAAUGUAUGGAAAUUACGGACGAGGAUAUGGUGGAAAUGGCGGUUAUGGGUACGGUAAUCAAAGAGGAUAUGGUGGAUAUGGCGGGUACGGUGGAUAUGGUGGAUACGGUGGACAUCGCCGUGGAAAUGGUGGCUAUGGUGGAUACGGGAGAAAUACGGGCGCUAUUCUAAUCGGCUACAUAUAAAUUUCUGAUAACUUGGAUAUAACUGAAGAUAAACCAAAAAACCUGCACGUCACUGUUAUGAUUUUGAAAAUAAAAUAUCUACUGAUGUAAAUAAUUUUCAUUUGAAUAAAAUAAAAAUCUCAGUCUCCAGAUUAUUUAAAUUUAAAAAAAAAAUUAUUUAACAAUAAAUAUAAGAAUUUAUGUAAUGUCAAGACUAAUUUAUAUUUAAAAAUACGUACGCGAAUAUAAGUAUACGGUAGAAAAACCCAGCGCCUAGAGGAAGGUCUUCUAUUAACAUGACAGUAAUAAUCAAAUGUACACAUAACACAUUAUGUACCAAUGGGUUAUUUUUCAUGGCCACUCUGAUGGAUUUACCCAGACUUUGACCGCGGAUACCUGUUCCAAGAAUCAACAUUAAAUUUUAAACAUUUCAUUAGACCUCUCAGCUCUCAAAAACUAAUAACCGCUCAUAUAUUUCAAAUAAAUUACCAGUUACAUAAGUUAUUUAAUUAGAAAAAAAAAAAAAACAACAAUAAAUAAUUUUAAGUCAAUGAACUAAAAUAAUCUUCCCCACUAUUUGAAUAAAUUACCGCGUGUUUACUAAAAGACGUCAACGUUAUCCUCCGAAGAAAAAUAAUCUAAGAGGGGACUGUCAAGAUAUGACUAGUUUUUUACAUCCAACGUAAGAUUUGGGUGUAUUAGUUCCGGUUUAACCCCGCGGUACUAUACUAGGCCAUAAUCAUCGUCAUCAUCAUCAGUUUCAAGUAUAAAAAUCGAGCCGACUUUGUCGAAUCGUUCAGUCAAGUUUUGAGUUCUGUUAUUGAUAAACGUAAACUAUCUCGGUUAUCAAAAUGACAGCUGCUGUUUUAUUUCUUCUUCUGUUCACCACCGUUUGGGCAAAUCCAUUUUUUUUUCCUGAUGAAUUCGAUGCAUUGAGAAAUGAUCAGCGUCAAUAUAACGGCAGACGUUCUUAUGAUCUUAAUGGGCAGUAUGACUCACCGAUCAAUCAAAGAUACGACAGAAAUAAUUACGGAGGUAAUUCACAAGCGCAAGCAGAAGCCCAAGCAAAUAGUGACGGUGCGUUUUCGAAUGCUCGAGGUAACGCGCAAAGUCAUAAUAAUGGUGGAUAUUCAAAUGCACAAGCAGGCGCACAAGCCAACAGCCAAAAUGGAUAUUCAAAUGCUCGAGGUAAUGCCCAGAGUGGUGGGUCAGGUGGUUACUCAAAUGCUGAAACAAGAGCUGAAGCAUCUGGUAAUGGAUUCGGAGGCAGUAACGCACAGGCAAUGAGCAAUAGUUACAAUAACAAUGGCUACAAUCGGUACAACCCGUACGAUUCAUCUUCAUCGAGUUCUGCUGCUGCAUUUGCGGGACUAGAUCGUUACGGCCGACCGGUUGCUUCUGCUGGUGCCGGUGCUGCAAAUGCCAGACCUGAUGGUCUGAGCUCGGCUUUGGCGACUGCACUGGCGACUGGACAGAAUAAUAAUAAUAAUUAUGGGAACAAUCCGUAUUAUGAGAGACCAGGAAUCGGUCCGGGAUAUGGAAACUAUGAUUACUUCCGCAGCAGAAGUGGUGGAGAUGAGGAUGAUGUAGAUCCUAAGAAUGGAACAGCUUUGGAAGCUGGUAAAAAAGGUGAUGCUGGUUCUGAUAAAGAAACUGUCAGUGAAAUCAAACCUGCACUUAGUAAUAGUACUAGUACGACUGAACAAAAUGAUUCAAUUGUCUUUGACUGAUAAUUUAGUUAUGUAAUUUUGUUUACCUGAUUUUUGAAUAAAUAUACUUGGAUAAAAUAAA
Microplitis mediator is the source of this 2159-nucleotide messenger RNA. Its product is annotated as FK506-binding protein 5-like. The coding region runs from base 1220 to 2098 and encodes 292 amino acids. The record is from RefSeq and is a predicted model, not a curated record. Lineage: Eukaryota; Metazoa; Arthropoda; Insecta; Hymenoptera; Braconidae. The transcript has 5 exons.